ACAAAUCCAAUGCUUGAUUCUCAACCUUUGUCUAAUGUCAUUAUGGGAUCAGUUUGGGGUCUAUUCAUCCUAACCCUCCUAAGAUAGACAUGUCCUCAUCAGUUGGGAUAACUGUGACACAUUCAUUGAAGCAAAGAAUUUGGCAUCAUGAGUUCAUUGAGUUGAGUAAGUUAUUGCAAGACAACAAUGAUAGUGAUGAAGAUAAUGAUGUGAAGGUCACAAUGGUAUAUGGGGAAGGUAAACAUGUUUAUAUGGAUUGGUUGAAAGCUUUUUUGAUAUUCACAAAAAUUUACUUGUCAGUCUACCCAACAGAGGCAGGUGAAUUGACACCAUAUAUUGCCCUUAUACAGUCACUAAAAACAGAGGGAAGGAUGAAUCAGCGGUGUUCUUGGGGGGGGGGGUUCUUGACCAAGUUAGCUAUCAUAAGUCACUCAACCUGCCCAAGGGCUGUUUUGAUACAGAAACCCAGAAAACCUCUAAAAAGAAAUGGAACUACAAAAGUAAUUCUGGUCAAAAGGGCUCGGGUGAUUGGAGCGUGACUAAGGUGGAUUGUAAGAAGGAAGACACAGAUAAAGAGGAAGAGUUAGUGAAGCCUGUCACCUUUGUAUCGGAAGGGCACUGUUUCAACUAUCACAAAGGGGUAUAUUGUGCUGGAGGGAUGCAAUGUAAGGGCAGUCAUUUAUGCCCUGCAUGUAAAAAAAA
Molecule: messenger RNA, 702 nt
Organism: Owenia fusiformis
Lineage: Eukaryota; Metazoa; Annelida; Polychaeta; Sabellida; Oweniidae
Source: the annotation of a GenBank genome assembly